This is a messenger RNA of Neurospora tetraspora, 2462 nucleotides long. RefSeq lists its product as uncharacterized. NCBI's taxonomy places the organism in Eukaryota, Fungi, Ascomycota, Sordariomycetes, Sordariales, Sordariaceae. Gene Ontology annotation, biological process: Mo-molybdopterin cofactor biosynthetic process. The coding region runs from base 1 to 2244 and encodes 747 amino acids. The transcript is spliced from 2 exons. Gene Ontology annotation, molecular function: 4 iron, 4 sulfur cluster binding; cyclic pyranopterin monophosphate synthase activity; GTP 3',8'-cyclase activity. The record is from RefSeq and is a predicted model, not a curated record.
AUGUCCGCUGUGGCUCGCCAUGCGGCCCAAGGACUCCGAGUCCGCAUCGGAACAUGGCACCUUAACAAGACGUCGAUCCCCUCAUCCCGGCAUGUUGCCACAGCUGCAGCCGCAACACCAACAACAACCACAUCGGCACCAGCAUCGAUAGUCCGGAACGGUUCAUCUAGCGCACCUGUCGACGUCAGCAUUGGGGCUCCCCUCUCUACUCCAACAAUAGAAUCAGAAGAGCCACUUCGUCAUCCAGCAGCCCGCACGCCAACAUCCUCACGAAGGGACACUCUCAAGGAUGCGAAACCCUUUUCCGACUUCUUGACUGACACCUACAACCGCCAGCAUGAUUACCUUCGCAUCUCAGUGACAGAGCGAUGCAAUCUUCGCUGCCUGUACUGCAUGCCGGAGGAGGGUGUCCCUCUGGCGCCCCAAAAGGAGCUUCUGACCACCCCUGAGAUCGUUUUGCUCUCGUCUUUGUUCGUCUCCCAAGGCGUGACAAAAAUUAGACUCACCGGUGGUGAGCCAACGGUACGGCGCGAUAUCGUGCCCCUGAUGCAGCAGAUAGGCGCCCUACGGCCUCACGGUCUGCGAGAGCUAUGUCUCACCACGAACGGGCUCUCGCUGCACCGCAAGCUGGACGCCAUGGUCGAGGCUGGAUUGACGGGCAUCAAUCUCUCGCUGGACACUAUGGACCCCUGGCAGUUCCAGCUGAUGACGCGCCGGAACGGCUUCAGUGCUGUGCAAAAAUCCAUCGAUCGCAUCUUCGAGCUCAACCGCCUCGGCGCCGGCAUCAAGUUUAAGAUCAACUGCGUCGUCAUGCGCGGUCUGAACGACCGCGAGGUCCUUCCCUUUGUCGAGAUGACACGGGACAAGGACGUGGAGGUUCGCUUCAUCGAGUACAUGCCGUUUGACGGCAACAAGUGGAACAAGGGCAAGAUGUUCAGCUACCAGGAGAUGCUGGAGCUCAUUCGCUCCAAGUACCCGGACUUGCAGAGGAUCCAGGGUCACAAGAACGACACCAGCAAGACCUUCCAAGUGCCCGGUUUUGCUGGCAAGGUUGGCUUCAUCACGAGCAUGACGCACAACUUCUGUGGGACGUGCAACAGACUGCGUAUCACCAGUGAUGGGAACAUCAAGGUGUGUCUCUUUGACAACACUGAGGUCUCUCUGCGAGAUAUUGUGCGCAAGAUCAACCAGGGAGAACCCAUUGAUGAGGAAGCCUUUGAGGUGAUGAGGCAGGCUGCGCUGGAAAAGGCAGGCCAGGCUUUCGCUGAUGGCACUUCUCCAUUACUCGCUCCCAACUCAGAGGAGCUCCUGAAUAUCAUCGGCAUCGCUGUCAAGAAUAAGAAGGAGAAGCACGCCGGCAUUGGCGAUCUUGAAAACAUGAAAAACCGACCAAUGAUCUUGAUUGAUACCAAUACCAAUGCCACAUCCCAACAUCGCUUCCAGUCUCCGGGCCGCAACAGCCAUCAAAUUCAAUGGAAUCAUAACGGGCUCUCUUCCCUUCUCUCGCCUCCCACCAACAACACCAGCAACAGCUUUACUCAUCGCAAACUGCAAGGCACCAGCAUGUUUGUCCCCCCUCCAACCUCCAAUGUUCCUCCAGGGCUCAGGCACGUCCGCCUCCUCUCCACCACCCGCACCUUCUUCUCCUCCUCCUCCGAUAACAACGGGAAGGAACAACCCACACUCAACACUGGGAAAGAGCAACCCAAACUCACCCACCUCACCCCCACCGGCGAAGCCCACAUGGUCUCCAUAACCACCAAGACGCCUUCCUCGCGCACCGCCGUUGCCAGGUGCACCGUGCACUUCUCCAACCCGACCGCCUACCCGCUCGUCGUCACCAACUCCCUGAAGAAGGGCGACGUCUUGGGCGUUGCACGCAUAGCCGGGAUCAUGGCGGCCAAGCGGACGCCGGAUAUCAUUCCGUUGUGUCACCCGAUUCAGUUGACGCAUGCUGAGGUUGAGUUGAUGCCUGUUGGGCCCGUUGCUGCUCCGGUUGAGGGCUCGUCGGAGUCGGGAUAUGGAUAUGGAUAUGGAUACAUCGACAUCACAGCCACCGUGUCUUGCUACGGCAAGACGGGCGUGGAGAUGGAGGCCAUGACGGCGGCGUCGGCGGCCGCCUUGACGGUGUAUGACAUGUGUAAGGCGGUGGAUAAGGGGAUGAGGGUCGAGGGGUUGAGGGUGGUGAUGAAGGAAGGGGGGAAGAGUGGGAACUGGGUGGAGGGGGAGAGCGUGAGUGAGUGAGGUAGAUCCCCAGGGAGACAGGAUGGCGGAUAAGAGGCGAUUUUUUAUAAAAGGAAGAAGAACGGGGUUGUUGGCGACGAGUGCCAGGGAAGGAGUUGACUAUUGACGGGGAAGAGGGAGACGGAGUGUCUGCAGCGAGUGGGAUGUUGAAGUCCUUUGGGGCAUAUCGUCUGAGGAGCAUUCUGGUUUUGAUAGUACAGAGUUUCCAAACCUCUUUU